Molecule: messenger RNA, 9110 nt
Organism: Zootermopsis nevadensis
Lineage: Eukaryota; Metazoa; Arthropoda; Insecta; Blattodea; Termopsidae
Source: RefSeq, a predicted model, not a curated record
AUGUAUUUCGUUAUUAUUUUUAACAUUCCAGGGGAGUGUCGGUCGGCUUUGGGCAUGGAGGAAGGUCGAAUCCCAGAUACGGCCAUCACAGCAAGUUCGUCAUACGAAGCCAAGUCCGUCGGUCCGCAGAACGCACGGCUACGACAAGAGAAAAAUGGUGGUGCAUGGUGCCCAAAGGCACAGAUUAGUAGCGAGGUGAGAGAGUUUCUGGAAGUGGAUCUGAUGCGACCUCACCUCAUCAUGUGCACGGAGACACAGGGCCGGUUUGGUAACGGGCAGGGACAGGAAUACGCGGAGCAGUUCCUCGUCGAGUACUGGAGGGACACCCUCCAGCAGUGGACAGUCUACAAGGACUCGCGUGGUCACAAGGUCCUGUCAGGAAACACCAACACCUACUUAGUGGUUCGCCAGGAGCUGGAACUACCGUUUGUAGCCAGUAGAGUUCGAUUCAUCCCCUACAGUCUUCACACGAGGACAGUGUGUAUGAGGGUGGAGCUGUAUGGCUGUCCUUGGGAACAGAGCAUAGUGAGUUAUUCAGCGCCUCGGGGGGAUGUGGAUUCUGCCCUAGAGGACCUGAGUUAUGACGGAAUUCUAGACGGCAGGCAAAUGCAUGGCGGCCUAGGACAACUUGUGGAUGGCUUGUUCGGUGACGACCACUUGCAGGAUGACACGCCAGACAGCAGAUGGGUUGGGUGGCUCAACGAUACUUUUGGGGGACAACCCGUCCAGAUAACCUUUGAGUUCGAUGGCCCCCGAGAGUUUUCAGCAGCCCAUCUACACACCAGCAACCUUCUCUCCAUGGACACUCAGGUAUUCACGGAAGCCCGCGUGUUCUUCAGCCUGGACGGCGAGCGAUACCAGCAGACACCUCUGUACUUCAGCCUCGAUACGAAGGGUGAGGAUGACUGGUUCCGCGACCCGCCACCGCACAAGGACGUCGGAGGAAAUUCACGAAACGUUACCAUCCCGCUGCAGAACAGAGUAGGCCGGUUCGUGAGAGUGGAGCUGGAGUUUUCGACCAAGUGGAUUUUGCUGAGUGAAGUGUACUUCGAUUCUGCGCCCAGUCUUAGCAACGUGACGGACGAACAGUACUUCCUUCAACAGGAUGGAGUACAGGAUACUUCGGGAAAUCCGACCAAUGCUGGCGGCGAGACAACGCAUGCUAGAAAAGAGAUCACGCCCGCAACAAGUGCCACUAACAAUCACCAGGCCUACAUCGGCCUGAUUACUGGUGUGUUGGCGAUGGUUGUUCUACUCCUGGCGUGCACUGUUGUGCUGAUGGUACGCCGAGGACGUAAGAAAGUGGCUCUUCUGCAUAAACACACAGCCUUAGUCUCCAGCAGCACAAAGCCUGGAGUAACCAUCAAUAUGAAGGACUUGAAGAUGAAUAUGGCGCUCUCUACACCAAUCAUCAACAAUGGCUUGUCCCGCUCGCGUGUCGCAGCUGCCAAGAGCAAGAAUAAAGUCGCUGGCACGACGACACCUGCAGCUACUGGCAAGGCGAAUAACAUCUACGGCCACAUGGUCGUCGGUGAGGAAUCCGAGGACAGCGAGAAUUCUUCCGUGUACCACGAGCCGUACAAACUCCUGCCAUCGACAAAACAGGAGUACGGCUGUCUACUCAAGAAGGAUACGCUGUCAUCAAGCAAGAGUGGCGAGUACACUGAUUUCACGAGUGUGAACAGUUUCCAAGAAGACGUGAAGUUCUCGUCGCCGUCGUUCUACAACCUGACGCCGCCUCCGCCACCGACGUCUCGGCCUCCCCCUUACGAGGUGCAAAAUUUCCCCACUCCGACGAAAACCCCACCGAGCAACACACCCAUCGAGAACUAUUACGCAGCUACGGACAUCGUGAAGACGGAAAGACGGGAACAACAUUUCACGCCGGGAAAAUUCACUGCGAUCAAGAUACCGGAGGGUUCACCUCGAGACGGAAGUUCUGCUUCGUUUCUGGAGUUCCCACGACAUCGCCUUCGACUUGUGGAGAAACUGGGCGAGGGAGGUUUCGGAAUGGUUCAUUUAUGCGAAGCAGAGGGAAUCCCCGAAUACAAUGGAGUGUCCUCGUUCCACAAGAAGCAGCUUGUCGUAGUGAAAUCCCUCUGGCGUGGGAGUGGAGAAACAACGAGACAAGAAUUUCUCCGUGAAGUCAGCUGGUUGGCGAGCUUCAGGGAUCCGAAUCUGACACGCAUCAUUGGUAUCUGCAGCCAGGAGGAACCUCUGUGUGUGAUUCAGGAGCACUCAGACCUGGGAGAUUUGCCACAGUUCUUGCAGCUUCAGAGUCUGGUCACAGACGACGGCACAUCCACGCUCAGUUAUGGUUGCCUCAUCUUCUUGGCGACGCAGAUUGCUUCCGGCAUGAAAUACUUGGAGUCACUGGAGAUGGUUCACAGGGACGUGGCGGCGAGAAACUGUGUAGUGGGCAAGAACUACGUAGUGAAGAUCUCAGAUCACGCCAUGUAUUGCGGCCAAUACGAGGCUGAUUAUUAUGUAAGCGACACAAAGUCACGACUACCAAUCAGGUGGAUGGCUUGGGAGAGUUUGCUUUUGGGCAAACAGAGCACAAAAAGUGACGUCUGGUCCUUCGCAGUGACGCUAUGGGAGAUCCUGAUGCUAUGUGGUCAGCAACCUUUUGCCGAACUGACUAGCGAGCAGGUGGUAGAGAACUGUAACCACUGGUAUCAAAACGAUGGUCUCCAGCGAUAUCUGUCUCGCCCUCCAUCGUGUCCGCGCGAGAUCUAUGACCUCAUGGGUGAAUGUUGGAAAAGACACGAAGCCGACCGCCCUCGUUUCGGCGAGAUACAUCUUUUCCUCCAGAGGAAGAACCUCGGUUACGUCCCCGCCAACGGUUAAGUAACUGAAGAGUUGUAGGGUGUUAAUUUCUUCAUAUCUCAUAAAAUAUCUUGGGUGUAGUUCAAAUGAAGAAACACUUCAAACCCUUCGUUUUUACACGAGAUACGAGAGUGUUCACAGGAGUGUCAUUUGAAACAGACAACAAAAGAAUGCACUAAUAUUUCUUUGCCUUUGGAAAUCUGAGGCAUUCUAACGAAAACCACUGUUGUGUGGGACCACUGGAAGAUGACAUUGCGUCUUCAAACAUUUUCUUUUCUCCCCUGUACGACUUUUGAUAUAGCUCGUUCAAAUUACUUUCUGUGAAUUACUUUUCGUGAAUGUAUUUGUUUUCUCCCUUCAGAAGUAAGAAAAUAUAUAGAUGAUAUAUAAAUUACCUGCCCUCUUAAUUUUUAUUUAGAUUUAAAAUGUGUAUCAAAGUUGGAUUGUGAAGUUGUGUUUUCUUUGACAUAAAAAUAACUUUAAGGAUGUUUCGGUUGGAAUGUAUCAUUCAAGACAUUUCACAUCGAGUACUUAACAAUAUCAGAGUGUAUUGUGUUCCAAGUCGAAAGCAGAAAACGAACGAGACAUCGAUGUGGGUGCAUCGUGUGGCAACGCUCAUAUUUUCUGUCGUAAUGUAAUUGGAAUUUAUUUCUUCAGAUGUAUAGUCAGUGUUCAGUUAAGCUCAGGGUGACAUGUCGUAAGACUAACAAGGAUUGUUUUGUUGAUUUAUAGUUAAAUUGUUGCACAAACUGAGCUUUGAACGGAAUUGGUCUGAAAGUUGGACAAAAAACUAAGAUGCAAUUAAUAUUUUUCACUUUAAAUAACUGGUGUUACAACGUCAGACGCUGAGAUACUUCAAAGAGUGAGGCGGUGCACAGAUUUAAAUGGCCAUGAUUUAAUCUCUGUGUCAAUGUAUUGAAGAUUACUUGGAAAUCUUUUGGCCGAGGGAAAAUUUGUGUGGAAAGUGUUGAUUCGUUAUUUAGAUGUAGUCUCCACUUCAACCUGCGACAACUAUUUUCUUCUCCCUGAUAGUCACAAUAAUCACAUGUUUAUUUAAUAAUCUGUCGUGCUCUUUAUAGGAUAAUGAUGUUGAUAAAUAAGAUGUAACUAUUUUUCACGUCUUGUGUGAUCAUUCACUCUAGUGUCUUUCUCGCGUGUGGACUGGGAGUUACGUGACUGCGAUCCCGUUGACAAAGAACCGGUCGUUCAAUCGCGGAACUUAACAAAAAUAUUAUUACAUUACGCGUUCUUUAUCAAUUUGUUGGUUGACUGUGUGUGCAUCGAUUCUGUAAUCGAGGGAGUGAGUCUCGAAUUCUGUCAUCAUGAAAUAAAGACCUGAAGGUAGGGUUACGUUCUCACAUAUGCACACACAAAAAUGUAAAUAUACAGAAACGAGGACAACUGAAAAAAAUUUUUGCACCGACAUGAUUGAUUAUACGUAUAUUUUCUUGGUUCGUAGAUAGUAGAGGAUAUGAAGUUUAGAAAUAUAGGAAGACAUAAUCAUCAGGAAUACACUGCAGUGAGGAACGAAAUUUAGUUAUUAUUAUAAUAAUAAUUAUUAUACGAUUAUAAAUUCCAGAAUAUUAAAAAUGGAAAUAGCUCAAUUUUUAGAUGUAUGCAUUUUUAUGAGUGUGUGUCAAAUUAUAAAUUGGUUUAAUAUUAUCGAUUACAUAUACAUCUGUCAAAGAUGCUAAUAUAAGUUUCUACAAUGUUAACUUGGCCUAUACUGUGCGUAAGAUUUGGGUUAUAAAAUGGUACUUAACUUACUUGUGUGUAAUGUAAUAUGCUUGUGUGGAGAUACACGAACUUAGCGAACUGAACUUGUGUAGUAGUGAACUCUGUCUUCGGAACGUACGUUCAUAGAAUGACGGAAGUUUGAGAGCUGGAGAGAGACUUUCGUUCCCACUCUUUUGACAGCGAUGGUUGUGAUGCGAAGGCAAGCGUGUGCAACGGGUAGCCUAAACUUCGCGGCGAUUCAACAGUUCACUUGAAAGCUUUUAUAAUUACUCUCAAAAGCAGAAUUUCCAGUGAAUUAUCACAUCACAUAAUAUAUUAUCCACCUUUAACAAAAGGGCAAGAAUUGUUAAUGAGAUUACUUCCUACGAGUGAUUGUUAGAAACAUUUAUCAUAGAUGUGUUUCGUGAAAAAUAAUAAAUAAAUAAAUUUUAAAGAAAAUUAUGUCUCGUAUAAGAACUCAACAUAUUUUUCCGAUGUCAGUGAUUAUUACUUUUAGUGAUAAAACGUGAUUAUGUAUGAGAACAAUCCAACGUUAUGUUGACAAUCUUUCUCUAUUGGUACGGUCGGACUGAUCUGGAUAUUACGAACUGGAGGAGCUGUAGAUGAAUGCAUUUUUUUAAAAGCACGUGUCCUGUGAAUAAUCAUCACCAUCAUAAUUAUUAUUAUAACAUGUUAUUGUGGUAUUAUUUUAGUGUUAAGUAUUUUGAAAUAUGCCACAGACCUCACUUGGCUAUAGUAGUAACUCUUCCUUAUUGUAAUUAAAAUCAUCCCUUAAAAUAUCGGCGUCUGAACACAGCAGAAAUUCCUAUUUCGGUGCAGAAACGUCUUCAGCAGUCAGUGGCUAGUCUCUUAUCCGUAUUCAUUCUCUUUUUGUGCAGUUUCUGUCUGUCUGCGUGGAAAACCGAAAUGAUUCACAUCAAAUGCUACUGUUUAAUGACAUACGUGCAGCAGUUCUGUAGGCUGGUUAAAUUUUAUAAAUACUAAUCAGGUGAAAGAUUGCAUUGGGAACAAUACAAAUGUGAAUAAACUGUCUUCUGGGAUUCUGCUCUGUGUAAACGUACUACAAUUUACUGACGUCUAAGACGUGUUUACUGCAUGUAUCAUAAAGUCACCCUGAUGAUGGAAUCAGUAAGCACCUCUGAAACGUCGGAUAAUAUGUACCAGACUACACGGCGCAAUAUCCCUGAAGACAUCCAUACUGCUGCUCGUCGUCGUGAGAAUCUGAAUCUCGCCAUCAAAAAUACGUCAUUAUAAAAGUGAGUUUCGUUUCGGUUCGUUUAUUUUUAUUUAUUUUAUUUUUGCCUACCUCAUAAUAGAGAAUUUGAAACCAGUGGCUUUAGUUACUUUCGAAACUUUUUUAAUAAUGACAUAACGUUGAAAUUUCCUUAUAAUAUAUUCAUAUUCUUACGUCAUAUUCAUUCUGUAAAUGAUUAUAUCUGACAAAACUUUUAGUAAAAUAGGUGGGACCAGUAUAUUAACGGCAGAUUUUAUUUGAUUAAGCUUUUGAUUGCGUUUAAAUAAUAAUAUAAUAGUUUUAUGCUGUAGAAUACGAAAAAGGCAAAGCCAGUUGUUAUUAACUCCGAACCGUUUGAAUGUAACACUAUCGUCAUUUUUAACGCGUAAUUGCUGUUACAAAUUUCCAGUUCCCAGGCAGACCCUGUCAUUAGUCUGAGUGUGGGGGUUAUAUUAUAUAAUAUGCGUAAGAAAUCCAAAUCAAGGAAAUGCAGUACAUUCAGCUAUUGUAUAAAAAGCAUAAUCUCAAAGUAAUACUUUAUGAUAUGACCAAUAAUCGGGCUUUCCUGAACGCACUGGCCGGAAAAAUUAUGAUGUCACAACCAAGAUGAAUACGAAAAGUGAAAUUAGUAUCUGUGGCAUCUAAGAACAAAGGUAAAUGUGAUAUGACACCGAAGUCACACCGGAUGCCUAAUAUUUCUUCUGUAGAUGUGCGUAUCUGAAAUUUGUGUUAUUGAAUGGAAAAGCAUUUGGAAACUACAGGGGUAGAUAGCUAUUAGCUCUAGUGGAAGAAAUAUUUUCUUUGAUCAGAAAUUGUCAUAAAACAAAAGAAAUAUUUUCUGUAUUAAAUGCCUGUGCUGCAUGUUAGUGAUGGAAGUAUUAAAAUAAAGACUGCCGGCCCCUUUCACGAGAAAAUGCACAGAGAAAAUUAACAUUGUUAUUAGACAUUAUUUAUUAACAAUGUUAAAUUUAUUAAAUAUGUUAAUCAUAAUAUCUACUUACGGAUAUUCUACUUAACCAUACAUAUUAGCGAAUUAAAGUUGUAGAAAAUAAAUUUACUUAUAAGGUAAUAAUUAUUCGAUAAAUACUACUCCGAACCUACUUUUGUCUGAUAAAGAAUACAAAAAUAUUUGACUGAAAUUAUUUUCUUCCGUAAUGUAGUCCUUCACUAUAUAGCACAAUGGUAAUCAUUUUACUUUUAAAUAAUGUUUAAUAACAGCGUUAUGUAACGUGUCUUUGAUUCUUCGUAAGAUUUCAAAUAAAUCUUAUUUUCACAGAAGGCAAGGAUUGGGCUUCAACGUGAGUAAGCAGGCAUAAUGCGAUUAACAGUGGAAUGUUCUAAAUACGAAGGAAGCUGUCUCCAUAAGUAUUUCAGUUUUGCCUCCGAAAGAAAAUUUAUUCUAAAUAUUAAAUGUUUUAUAUGUAAUAAUAAACAGGAUUUGUAUUUUAGCACACCUGUAUAUGCGUGAACUAGUACUGCCACUGAGAGUAACGUGAUUUAGGAAUAACGUUUUGACCUCUACACGCUUUACAGAAAAUCUGAUGUAUAUUUAAUUUCACGUUUUGUAAUCACAGAGUGUCUUAGGCGUUAUAACGAAAAAAAUUUGUGGCACUUUUUAUGCAUAAGUUUCGAUCAUAUUCAACUUUUGAUUUAUCCUUAAUGCUUAAAAUGCUUGUUCGAUUAAUAUAUAGCGCGAAUGCUUUUAACUAACGGAUGGAUAUUAUUUUUAAAUAUUUAAUAGGACGUGUUCAGUUUAUUUUACAAUUUACCUUCAGUUGACACCACGUCCGAUAAAGGAAUCCUCCUCGAUUUAAUUCUUUCUAAGUCGAUAUAUUUUAAAAGAUCGAUAGUACAUGCCGACAAAGCAUAUCCAACUUAACUAGAUUUAAUUUAAUCGAUUUGUCAAUCUCUGUAUAGGCCUACUUCCCAGUACGAAACGAGAGGAACACUGUUCUUCCCAUUGCCACGUGACAAUCAAGUGCAGUGGAAUGCUACGACGUAGUUACUAGUCACUAUUAUUAAAUAAAUGUGUUUCUUCGUUCUAAAAUAUUCAAAUAAUGAUGGCUGUUAAUUUUCUACAGCAGGUCUCUAUACUGCGUGUUGUUCCAUUAGUUUAUUGGGAUGCUAAAUACAUACAUAUUAUCCCAUUAUUGUAAUAAUCACGACACUCAUUUCAGUGUUUCAAUACAUAUGGAUAAAAUGUUAUUGUUUGUAAAUAAAUGUCACAAUUUGGCCAUUCCAUUUGAUCUCUUUCCUGAAGAAGAUCAAUGAUAUAGAAAUUGUCGUCAUUUUAAAUUUAUAAGUGAAAAGUCAUGUGGUUUUUAGUACUGAUCUAAAUAAUAUUUUAAGUAUGUUUUUAUGUAUGUUUAGGGCCUAAUAUUUUGACUUUAAGAUUUAUAGAUAUUAGUAAUUCACUCAAAUAUUAUGUUGAUAUUUGUAUGAAAGAAACAUGUAAUUUGUAUCACAUCUUCCCAUUUCAUAAUUAAAGUUAUCUGUUGCAGCAUAUUUUGUGACUGGUGCAAAAGGUCUUGGUAUAUUUGCCAUUUUGGUUAUCACGAUAUAUUUGAGUUUUAUUUAUCGUACGUUCCCCUAUUUACAUUUAGUCUGUAUUACAUUAUGUUACAAUAGCGUUAAUGUUUUCGCACAAUUAUUCCUCGUGAUCAGGACUUUUCCAUGGUGUGAUCGUAUUGGUGAACAUAAAGCCUGCGUUUGUGUUCACGUUUUUCAGACUCUCUACAAUGAAUAAUUCUAAGAACUAUCAUCUAUGAACAACAAGAGAUAUAUCAGUCGAUUACAUUGAGGUCUUUUUACGUCAUGACUAUCCACGCUGAGGAAAGACAAAUCAUUUUGAGUUUUAAGUCUGAUGCUUUGAAAUUACCUGCAGAUGAAUAGAUUCUUAGUCACUGACGUUCUAACGCCGUCGUAUAAGAGACUCCAUGCUACAACGUAACAUGUUUGAUGAUGCCCUAAAAUGAUAGACCUUUAGCACCAGUCAAAGACACGUUGUUGCUAAUAGAAGCGGCCUUCAUCAUUAAUGUAUAUGGAGAGAAAAGUUAUGGCUGAUGAUGUCAAAACUUGGAUGAAUGUUGUAUACUAAAGAGUGAUUGAAGAGAAAAAUAUUGAUUUUAUUUAAUUUUGCAUGUUUCUCAUCUAGACAUAUCACAACUGAAGAAACUCUAGAAAGGAAAGACUAUACCAUGCACUAUUUUACAACAUAGAUGUAAAAGAAUAAAGUGCCACAAUAAUACAAUUGAAAAUGCUUUUUGUAUUCUUAAAUGUCGAUAAUAAAUGUGUUGACAAACAACGUUCA